Carassius gibelio (silver crucian carp) is the source of this 3155-nucleotide messenger RNA. RefSeq names its product G protein-regulated inducer of neurite outgrowth 1-like. Gene Ontology annotation, cellular component: plasma membrane. Lineage: Eukaryota; Metazoa; Chordata; Actinopteri; Cypriniformes; Cyprinidae. Gene Ontology annotation, biological process: neuron projection development. The record is from RefSeq and is a predicted model, not a curated record. The transcript is spliced from 2 exons. The coding region runs from base 167 to 2005 and encodes 612 amino acids.
CUCUGCUCGCGCGUCUGAUGCAGAGCCGAGCGUCGUCAUUUAUUCAAGCAUGAGAGGGAAAAAACAGCUCAGUUUCACAUCGUCCUGCCAAUUUCUGGGUCGAUUUGGAAGGCUUUAAAACUACAGCUGGCUCCCAUUGUCAUCUCCAUCAACUAUAAUCAGUUUUAUGGAAUCCCGACCUGCUUUCCUUCAUCCUCCUGGAAAUAAUGAGCCCAAGGCAUGCAGGGAGUCCAAGCCCUCAAGCCAACACAGAAAGAGAAACCUCUCUCCUGGAACAAGGACAAGUCUUGGAGACUCUCAUGGCAUUGAUGUAAAAGCUAAAGAACUGGAGAGAUCCACCUCAAGGGAAUCCACCGGCCAUAUAAAAACACUAAAACACACUGCAUUAGCCACCGUAGCCAUUCCAGCCGCACAUGCAUCGAAAAUACCCACCAUGCACUCAACGACAACCAAUCAGGUCACUGAGGGAAUAGCUAACACACUUGCUACGACUAAAACAGGAUUAAAACCACCAACCAAAAUAGUUUCACCUGAAGUGGAGGUCUUAAGUUUAUCCAGCCAAACUGGACCCACUGGGCCAAAACUGAGCCAUGAGAAAAAGCUGCAAGCGAGUGCGAAAACAUUUCUUAAAAGCAUGCAAAAAACUGCCUCAGCAUCUCAUAUCAUGGGCUCCACAGACUCCCCACAAAAGAUGCUUAAACCGCCCCAGCAUGCAUCUCUCAAAGUGGACAUAACCGAGCGGAAUAGAAGAGUUACAGGCAAAGAAGGACUGCUGUUGCGUUCUCCGAAAGAUAAAAUGAUUGACACAUUAGUGGAGAGCAAACUGCAACUGGGGACGGAAAUGGCAAUGGGGGAGCGUCCUCGGGGACGAGAGAUAAAGAAAGGGAAUGAGAGAGGAGGAGAGGAAAGAGAGGAUGCUGUCCUUCAGGGACACGGUCUUAGAGGAAGUGAUGUCAUCAGGAUUAACUCCAAAGGGUGGGAAGAGACGUUGUCUCCGUCGUCACACCGAGCAACAAACCCCUCUAUCAAACAGCUAAGAGAGCAAGAAGAUAAGACUGACGCAUAUGUCACGACCCAAGAGAGACACGCAGGAAAGAGUCAGAGUCUGUGGGAGAAGAAGGGAAGGGAGGAAGCAGAGAGAGAGGAGAGGAAGAGCGAAGCUGAUACAAUGGCGACUGAGGUCGGGAAGGAUGCUAUAAUGAAUGAAAAGGACUUGAAGGAUGCGGGGACAAUGACAGCUGAAGGUUUCCCAGGCGUCGAAACGAAGGAUGUGGCACUGCAGGCGGAUCUGCAAGCGGUGUACGUUGACGUCGAGGUCCAGGCGGAUGUGGAGGUCUACAGCAGAUCCACAGACACGAGUCCAGUCCACGGUUCUCAACCCCACCAGUUUAACCCUGAGACUGACCUCAAUCCUAAAGUUGGCCUGCACAAUGAGCUCAACCCCGACAGGAGCUCAGACUCUGAUUGGCUGCCACUGGACCCCAAAUCAACAGGAGCCAAGUCUAGAUUUCUAGGUCCACCUUUUUCUAAGUCCUCCAAUAGCCAGAAAUCUCUUCAACACAUCUGUCAAAUAGAGAUUGAGCUUCGUAGCCAGUCUCCUCUAACUCUUGGUUCGGUUCCUCCUCAAGUAACCAUCAGUGAAUUUGACACAACCUGUCAAGUCUCGCCUGGGAUGUCGGAGGACUCUGGGAGAACAGCAGAGGUGGAAGGAGAAAAGGAGGAGAGCGGUGCACCUCAGGAGAUCAUUUGGGAUGAGCAGGGAAUGACGUGGGAAGUCUAUGGAGCGUCAUUGGACAUGGAGUCCCUGGGAUUUGCCAUCCAGAACCACCUGCAGAGCAAGAUCCGAGAACACGAGCGGCGUAUCGGCACGCUCCGGAAGUCCAUAUGCCUCUCCGAACAAUCGUUCGGAAAGGACAGGACGGGAAAGAGAAAGAGGAGCAUCUUCAGAUCGCUGUUUGGCGGAUCAAAGUGCUGCUCGAAACCCAAACAGGAAGUGGAAAAGUGACUCAUUGUUAUGUUAAUGUGUUUUGUAGAUAGUGCGACACUGGUGAAGGUAUAGCAGACCUAAAAAUGUCAAAAAAUAUGUAGGCUUCUAUUACUCGACUUAAGAUCUAGACCAUGUUCAGAAGCUUAAGGUCUUGGAAUUAUUUCUUGCCUAUGGCCUUGUCUCAUAUCGCAAGCUUGUUGUGAACUUAAGGUCUCAUUGCCUACGCUUGUUCUUGACUAUGAAGUGCAUGAGACUGUAGAGUCUUCACUGUAGAGAUGACACUUGUGGUCAAACUGGUGCAGGUUUUGGAAGUCUGGAAUGUUCUUAAAUGUCUCUUAAAGGGAUAGUACAUUCAAAAAUGAACAUUCUAUCAUCAUUUACUCACCUCAUGUCGUUUCAAUCCUCGUAGUUUCUUCUAUGGAGCCCAAAAGAAGAAUGUGUACCAAAAAAAAAAAAAAAAAAAAAAUACAAAAGUCUAUCGCAUGCCCAAAAUGACCCAAAAACAUUUCUUAAAAUAAACUAAUAGAGUUUUGGAUGAAUAUGAUUCAUUUUAAGGGUGAACUAUCCCUUUAAGACUCAUUUCCUGCCCCAUCAAACACCAACUCGUAGAUGCUGUUUUGAUUAAGUGUGUUCACACUGUUGGAGCGGAGGGGAAGUUGUAUCAUUUAAAUAUUAAAAUCGACGUGAAUUGUUCAUUAUCAUGUAAUAUUAUUGAAAGAUUCAUGACACAUUAUUUUUGUACAGGCAAAGUUGUCUAGUGUCUUCGCUCAUGCACAUACACACUUGACUCAGUGUUAAUAUAUUUAUGGUAACAUUUCAAAAUUGUACUUUUUUAAAAUAAAAAAAAAAUUAACUUUUGACUGAGAACUGCUAUGAGAGCAGUUUCUGUAUAACUCUGUUUUUAGGAUCCUUGUAGGUUUUCUCAGAACAGUUAAUGCCAGUCCAGCGGAGAGCAUCCAUCAUGUUUGGUCUCUGUGGUCACUCACUUGCACACCUGAACAGCUUCAGGUUGUUGUUAAUGCUAGUAGACGUUAAUCCCAUUGAAAUAAAUAACUUUUAGUAGGUUUAUCACUGCAGAAAUGCUGUCAGUGUGUGAGCGUCCUUUACAGAUACAUGAUCUUCGGCUGAUAAUCACUUAAAGGAAUAAAAUAAUGUUUGUGAUAUUCUA